Oncorhynchus kisutch (coho salmon) is the source of this 2187-nucleotide messenger RNA. RefSeq names its product histone-binding protein RBBP4-like. The coding region runs from base 124 to 1398 and encodes 424 amino acids. Lineage: Eukaryota; Metazoa; Chordata; Actinopteri; Salmoniformes; Salmonidae. The record is from RefSeq and is a predicted model, not a curated record. Gene Ontology annotation, molecular function: protein binding. The transcript has 10 exons.
UUUAGUUGACGCUGAUUGGCUAUUGGAUCACUACGGAGUUCCCGCCAAGGUAGUCCAGCUGCCUUGUUUGCUCUCAACAGAACCCUAAUCCUGAAAACAUACUUUCGUAAUAUUAGCAACGCCAUGGCUGAUAAAGAAGCAGCGUUUGAUGAUGCUGUGGAGGAGAGGGUGAUAAAUGAGGAGUACAAGAUAUGGAAGAAGAACACACCCUUCCUCUAUGACCUGGUGAUGACCCACGCCCUGGAGUGGCCCAGCCUCACUGCACAGUGGCUACCCGAUGUCAACAGACCUGAAGGGAAGGAUUUCAGCGUACACAGGUUGGUUCUUGGCACACACACCUCAGAUGAACAGAAUCACCUGGUCAUCGCCAGCGUGCAACUGCCUAAUGACGAUGCCCAGUUUGAUGCCUCUCACUACGACAGUGAGAAAGGUGAGUUUGGAGGCUUUGGCUCAGUCAGUGGUAAGAUAGAGAUUGAAAUCAAGAUCAACCAUGAGGGAGAGGUGAACAGAGCCCGCCACAUGCCCCAGAACCCCUGCAUCAUUGCCACCAAAACCCCAACCAGCGACGUGCUCGUCUUUGACUACACCAAACAUCCCUCCAAACCAGAUCCAUCUGGAGAGUGUACCCCAGAUCUGCGUUUGAGGGGACACCAGAAAGAGGGCUACGGUCUCUCCUGGAACCCCAACCUGAGUGGCUGCCUCCUCAGUGCUUCUGAUGACCAUACUAUCUGUAUGUGGGACAUCAGUGCUGUUCCUAAGGAGGGAAAGGUUGUAGAUGCAAAGACUAUCUUUACUGGACACACAGCUGUAGUGGAGGACGUCUCCUGGCAUCUACUGCAUGAGUCACUCUUUGGAUCUGUAGCUGAUGACCAGAAACUCAUGAUUUGGGACACGCGAUCCAACAACACGUCCAAACCUAGCCAUGCUGUGGACGCCCACACUGCCGAGGUCAACUGUCUGUCCUUCAACCCCUACAGCGAGUUCAUCCUGGCCUCGGGCUCAGCAGACAAGACUGUAGCCCUUUGGGACCUGAGGAACCUGAAACUGAAGCUGCAUUCGUUUGAGUCUCACAAAGAUGAGAUCUUCCAGGUCCAGUGGUCUCCUCAUAAUGAAACCAUCCUGGCCUCCAGUGGCACAGACAGGCGACUCAACGUGUGGGACCUCAGUAAAAUCGGAGAGGAGCAGUCGCCAGAGGAUGCUGAGGAUGGUCCACCUGAACUGCUGUUCAUUCAUGGCGGUCACACGGCUAAGAUCUCUGACUUCUCAUGGAACCCCAACGAACCCUGGGUCAUCUGCUCUGUGUCCGAGGACAACAUCAUGCAAGUUUGGCAGAUGGCUGAGAACAUCUACAAUGACGAGGACCCAGAGGGAGCAGCAGACACUGAGGUCCAGGCAUGAGUGACAUCUGUCAAUCACACAACACCCCUCCCUUGAUCACAUCCUCAAAACAACAUUCAAAUGUCUUUUUUUUAUGCAUAAGAGUCAGUUGUUCUUUUGUAGAGGGAAACAUUAAGUGCUUGUUUCACUAUCAUGGCAUCAAGGUUUUGCAUAUAUUUAUAUAAGAAAGGAUCCUACUGUUUGAUAUGGUGAUAAUGGUAGCUAUGCCAUUCUUUGGUCAAAUUUUUACCAGGGGGACAAGCACCACAGUUGAGUAGGCACCCAAUUAUUGUUUUUCAUGUUAAAUUAUGCUCAUAUUCUUAGAAACAUGAGUCAUUUAAACUAAUUUCCAGUUUCAUUUUAUAAGAAAUUGUACAUAGAUUUUAUUCCCAUGAUAUCUGAAUUGUAGAUUUCCACAAUCAGCUUUCAAGCUGUAUGUAUAUCAUCCCUAUGUGUCUGUUUUCUUUGUAUGCUGCAUCGGAUUCCCAUGUUUUUUAAGUGUAUUCAUAAUAAAAAUGUAUUUACGGUAGACCUUAAAUGUACAGUUAAGACAGGCUGCUCUCAUAGUUGAGGUCAACUGUCAUAACACCAUUGUUGAUGCACUAAGAGCAGAUUAAGUAUACCAAUAGGUGACAUUGGCUAAAUGCACCAUCAAGGAUACUCGCAAACACAGUAAAACAUGUUUGGUCUGAGGGGUCCUGGAUAUUUUGUCAAUUGUUCUACUUCCAUUGAUAAGUAUGGAAAAGUUAGGACUCCCUUUCAGCAGUUGUUUCGCUCACUUCAAUACAGCCCCUGUAAAAAAAAAAAAAA